CUUUUUUUGGGGAAAAGUUGUAUUUGUGUGGUUGGUUUCCAGAAAUUCAUAUUUUUGUUUUUGUUGACAGAGGAGGUGGAGAAGAUGGAAGAAGAAAGGGAUUCAUCCCAAAACAAAGUAUGGCACUCUUACAUCUCAGAGGAUCUGCCUCGCACUGUCCAACAGUCUACCGACUCCGCCAUUCGCUCUGCCCGUUCCAUACAAAAUACAUCCUCCACCCACCUUCGCACUCUUCAGGAUUUUAUGCCAAAGAUUAAAGGCCAGUAUAGAACUUAUGAAGAGGUUUUCUUUAGGAAAAUUAAAGAUGAGUUGGUAUCUGCAAGAGAGCACCCUGCUAUUGCUGGGGGAAUUGGUAUUGCUGCUGGCCUCCUUCUCACGCGAGGACCGAGAAGAUUUCUGUACCGUCAAACACUGGGCCGUCUCCAGAGUGAGGAGGCCAAAUUUAUUAAAGCUGAGAAGAAUGUGAAAGAGUUGGGCCUGUCUGUUGGCUUAAUGAAGAAAGAGAGUAAAAAGUUGCUUGAAAGAGCAUCUCUUGCUGAAAAGGAUAUGAAACGCGGCCAUUCUGACCUCAUGGUUGCUGGGAAUCAGAUUCAAAGUGUUGCAAAAUCUGUCUACAAGGUUGAAGGUCAAGCUGCUGAUUUGAUGGAUGUGCUGCGGGAAAUUCCAGGUAGAGAGGCAUUAAAGCUAAGAGCAGAAGUUGCUUCAAUGGCGUCACAUCUGCGUCAACAAAGAACUGCAAUUGACAAAAGGAUUGUCAAGAUUUCUGAAUUAGGUGUUCCUAUAUGAGAAUUGCCAAUUUCAGAAGAAAUGAAUGAUUUAAGACCAUUGCACUGAUUUUGGUUACGUAAUAACCAUGACAUAUGGAUGAACAAUGAGCUGUGCAUUCUCCUACGUUGUUUAAGCUUUUGAAUGCAAUUUGUUUGUAGAAACUGUAACGAUAUAAGAUUACAUAUCGUAAACUGUAAGUUUGUGGAUUUCUUUUUAUAUGUUUGAGUUAGCCUUGUGCAGGAACACAAGAAAUGAAAAGGAGAUGUCUUCCCCCUUA
This is a messenger RNA of Solanum pennellii, 1045 nucleotides long. RefSeq names its product RGS1-HXK1-interacting protein 1. The record is from RefSeq and is a predicted model, not a curated record. Bases 85 to 786 code for a protein of 233 amino acids. The transcript is spliced from 8 exons. NCBI's taxonomy places the organism in Eukaryota, Viridiplantae, Streptophyta, Magnoliopsida, Solanales, Solanaceae.